GUGACACAGCAAGAGAUUGUUGCCUUUUGCGAUGAUUCACCCUCCGUCGAGCAGGUCUCUGAGCGGAUCAAUGAGAUGCUCAAGCAGCGCAUGCUCGAAAUCUCAGCAGGUCAUGACGGGAGCUUGUUGUAUACGGCCAUCGGCCAGCUAGAGUCCAAGAAGCGGAAAGACAUGAAUGGCGACGAGGAAAUGGUCUACCAGUAUAUCAAGGCCUCUGGCAAUGAAGGCAUCUGGCUCAGAAAUCUGAAGCUACGGACAAAUCUGCACACGACGGUGAUUAGCAAGACACUCAAGAAUCUCGAGGCAAAGAGUCUUGUGAAGUGUGUCAAGAGCGUGCAACACCCAACGCGCAAGAUUUACAUGUUGUAUGACUUGGUGCCGUCUAUUGAGAUCUCUGGCGGGCCUUGGUAUACAGACGGCGAACUCGACACGGAGUUUGUCUCCCAUUUGCUAACGACCAUCGAGACGUACCUCCUCAAGCAGACCUUUCCAGAUUCGAGCCAUCCAAGCAAUCUCUCCAUCUCAGGACAUGCUCGCAUCUUUGACCCGCUGGUCGUGCUCUAUCCAAGUGUCUCGGAGAUCAAAGACUACCUACAUCGAUCAGGCGUGGUCAAGGAUAUCGAGCUCGAAGUCGAUCACGUCCGCACGCUUCUCGAUGUUCUUCGCUUUGAUGGCAAGAUCACCCGUACCCCCGAAGGAACAUGGAAAAGUACUCGGACAGUGCAGGGUGAUCCAUACAAGGCUCAUGCGUCCACUGAGAUUCCAUGUGGCCGAUGUCCUGUGUCCAGGCUAUGUACGUCAGGGACACCGAUAUCGCCAGAGACCUGUGUCUACUGGGCCAAGUACCUU
Protomyces lactucae-debilis is the source of this 849-nucleotide messenger RNA. Its product is annotated as RNA polymerase III subunit Rpc34. Gene Ontology annotation, biological process: transcription by RNA polymerase III. Gene Ontology annotation, cellular component: RNA polymerase III complex. The record is from RefSeq and is a predicted model, not a curated record. The annotation marks the transcript as partial. The transcript is spliced from 2 exons. Lineage: Eukaryota; Fungi; Ascomycota; Taphrinomycetes; Taphrinales; Protomycetaceae.